Dendronephthya gigantea is the source of this 3607-nucleotide messenger RNA. Its product is annotated as rab5 GDP/GTP exchange factor-like. The coding region runs from base 568 to 2088 and encodes 506 amino acids. The record is from RefSeq and is a predicted model, not a curated record. Gene Ontology annotation, biological process: vesicle-mediated transport. Gene Ontology annotation, molecular function: guanyl-nucleotide exchange factor activity; small GTPase binding; zinc ion binding. The transcript has 18 exons. Gene Ontology annotation, cellular component: cytosol; endocytic vesicle. NCBI's taxonomy places the organism in Eukaryota, Metazoa, Cnidaria, Anthozoa, Malacalcyonacea, Nephtheidae.
GCACCUCGCCCCAAAAGGCCUCCACUUUCGGAGUAACUAACACAACGAGUAAUUUUAAGGUGCCUGCCCUAUAUAUGCUCAUGGAAAUUGAAUGUAUCUUACCAGUCUCGCUUUUCCAAAUUAAGACUGUCUAGUUUGUUGCUGUUUGUUCAUAUAAUUUUCAAUAAUCGAAUAAAGAUUAAAGACAGAGUUGGUAAACUAAGAUGCCUUACCUGUUAUGCUACCCCUGCCUGCCCUUGAUUGCUUCCGAUCCGGUGCUUCUGAGUGAUUUCUGGCAGAUAUAAACAUAGCGGCUGGGCUGGCAAGUGACAGCAGGAACAGUUUACCCAAAGUACUUGCAAGAUUAUCUGCACUGAGUGAACUCAUGGUAGUUGUGGGACCUAGUUUGGUACAUGACCAGAUAAAAUUGAGAUUAGUGCUGCAUUUUAACAAUUCACAUCAAUCACAUGGAAUUAUGCACUCAAGUUUCCUUACAGACAGAAAACAGCGUGUUAGGUUGAAUACUGCAAUGGUGCUUUUCAGUUUCCACAGUCACAAACAGCCCUAGAGGUGUAAAGUUUGCAGCAAAUGGCAACGUCUCAGAAAAGUUUGAAGCCAAAAUUGAGUGAAAGAAAUCCGCAAUUAAAGUGCAGAAACAAUUGUGGUUUUUAUGGUAACCCAGCAUGGCAUGGUUAUUGCUCACUAUGUUACAAAGCAUAUCUUGCAAAUGAGGCAGCACAUAGGUUGAGUGAGAAGAAAAGUACACAUGCUACAAAGUCAAGUGUAUCCUUUGGGACAGAUCAAGCAUCACCAAAUGAAGAAACAACAUUAGCAUUUUCCAAAUUUGAAGAGAAGAAGAAACUUCAGACCACUUCAAAGAGGCAAAGUGUAAGGAAAUUGUUUACAAAGACUAAAGGUGGUCUGCCAAUAGAGGUGCCUUUAGAACCGAAUGCCUCAAUGUCAGCUGUAAGGGGAAAUGAUUUUGAUGGCCAUUAUGUGCCAUCAUCAGAUGUGUAUCAAAGUGCAUCUGAUUUCAACAUUUUUCUUAAAACUCUACGUAAACCAGCAGCACAAGAUAUAGUUGGAAAAUGUAAAUUUGUUACAGAGCAAGUUAUACACAACCCUACUUGGUCUGUUGAGCGACAAAGUGAAUUUCUUCAAAAAUUCUAUAUUCAUAUGGAAGAACGUUUGGAGAGUCAUGUUGUGUUUAAAGGGACCACUCCAGCUCAACUACAAACUGCCUUAGAUGGAGUUGAAAAAUAUGUCAUGACUAAGAUAUAUAAAAUGGUUUUUUGUCCGCAAUCGACCGACGAUGAACUCAAGGAUUUGGAAAUACAGAAGAAGAUUCGUCAACUCAAGUGGGUUACUAGGCAACACUUGGACGCAGCCAUCGACCUGGAGAACAGUAAGGUCCUGGAGUUAUUGGAAGACGCACAAAAUGAUAUUGUUGAGGUAAAUACGAAAAGAGCUCCGCAAGACAAGUUGGCGUGUAUAGUCAGAUGCAGCAAACGUGUGUUUCAUAUUAUUCGUCUUUCAUCACCGGAUGGAGGUCCUGGCAGCGCUGACGAAUUCUUACCGUGUCUUAUAUAUGUUAUAUUAAAGUCCAAUCCUACUAAGCUUAACUCAAAUAUCCAAUACAUAACAAGAUUCUGUAAUGCUAACAAACUAAUGAGUGGUGAAGCGGGAUAUUAUUUUACGAAUUUGUGCUGUGCAGCAAAAUUUAUCGAAAUGAUUGACGCCCAAUCUCUGUCACUUACCGAAGAAGAAUUUAAUCGUUAUAUGAAUGGUGAACAACCUCCAGGUCCGUCAGAAGAUCCAAAUCCUGAGGAUGAAAACAUGUGUGAUGGUCUUAAACUAAUGCAGGAAAACUUGGAUAAUUUAGCUGAAUUAAGAGAAGGACAACUAAAAUGGAGACAUAAAGCAGUUCAAUUACAAAAUGAUAUCGCUUCGUUCAGAUCAGACGUUACCAAAGAGGUUGAAGGAAUUCUAAAUGGUACCAAUAACGGACAAUUAAAAUACCUCAAGCAAUAUUUAGACAAAGACUCGGGGAGCCAAACGGAAAAGAAUGUGAAUCCCGAUAGUCAAACAACCUCUGGUAUUGUUAGCUAAUAUUAUUUAUUAAUUAUUGAAUGAACGUAUUUAACUCCAUGAAUAUCUAACCUUAUAGAAACAUAUAGUUCGGUUUUGCUUUAUUGUCUCUUUUCCAUGAAACAAAAACUGCAAUGUUCGAAAGGCUAUCUUUCAUUUGUGGAAAUUAUCAUCGGGACAGUUACUAGUAUAGUUUCUUUUGUGUUUACGCCAAAACAAAGACACGACCAUUUUUUCUAAGUUUUCUGCAAAAUAUCUAAUUCAUUCGGCUGAACUUUUUAAAACUCAACAUCUUACUUGAAUUUUCAAUAGCUAUAGUUAGAGUGUAUACAAUCCAACUUUUACGGUCAAAUACUCUUCGUUCCUGUUUAGUCUGUCCACAUAGGCGUAGGGUAGGAACGUGCCGUUUGUCAUGAUGACGUUAAAAUAGACGUCAUUCACUUUGCUAGAUACGCCCAAGGGGACACGCCUCUAAAACUUAUUUUUGCAAAUUUAAGAAUAUUGAAGAUAUUACACAAAAUAAAAGUUAUACUUUUAAUGGAAUUGUUCAUCUAAUAUUUUUUUGAUAAUAUUCAAAAACUCAUCUCUCUGACUCUAUGGAUAACAUUGGAUCACUGUUUUUCAAUGACCGAGGAAGGAAACUCUUCCGUAGCUAGGGAGUCGUUAUAAAUAUUCUUUUACCAGUUACGAAUACCUCUUUUAUACUGAUAGUAAAUAUAGGAAGUAUAUGACAAUAUAAUUUAACACCGAUUAAUUCAAUAUUGAUAAGACAACAUAGAUAGCUAGAUAUAUACAUCCAUUUAUGCAUCGUCCAUGAUUGAGUUCGUAAAUAUAACCAGGGCGCUAUAAAACACGCAUGUUGUGUUUUAUAGUGCCCUGGUCUAACCAACAAGUUACUGUACAUUAGAAAGAAAUAUUGUUUUUAUUGUGAGACAUACAGCACGUCCGAUUGUGGCAUUUUGUGCGUCAUAGUUCAGCUAUUGUUCUCCUUGGUUGAUGAAUAGUUUAAUCUGCUUUUUUAUGAAGAAAGUAUUGUAAAUGAAAAAAUUCUAACAACCCACAUUACAUAACUCAGUAUUGCAGAAGCCGACACUAUAUGCCAUAAAAGUUAAUUCUUGUAUAGAGUAUCUACCUAUUUAGGAACUUUUUGUGAACAACCGGAAAUUAUGGGGGUUGGGCGUGCUAAAAAAGCCACCUUUAUGAACUUUCGUGUCGCCGGAAAUAUGAAAUUGUCUGACUUUCCGAUUUGUGCCUGGGAAUGCAGGAACAUGCUAUAUUGUUCCCGAUGAUAUAUUAAUGAGCCGUACUUGCUUCUUAUUGGUUCCUUUCAAAGUCCCUUGAGUCUGAUUGGUUCAACAAUGUUACAAAAUAUGCCAGGCUUCCCUCAGCUGAAAGAGAAGUUCGAUGUUCUGCUAGAGAAAAAAAUUUGCUAAAGCAAAGUAGACUGAUAUUUGCUUUAUGUUUUCAAGUCUGUGCGAAGUAGCACUUUGUAAUAUCUUGUAUGGAAAAAGAAAGAAAGUGUGGCUAUAAUUCUGGCAAA